CGCGUUCAUUGGUCGUGACGUAGCAGGGCUACAUCAAUACUGUUACCACUGAUACGAAUUUAACCGGAACCCUGGUAUUACUGAGAAGCUUACUGGAUACGAGUGACAUUGGCACAUAUUAAUUAACAAGUUGUUGAAAUGACUGGGUUUUUACUUUUGACCUUCAUCAGACAAUCACUUGCGUAGUUUUCCGAAAUCACAUUGCUGCGUCCACUUGAGCGAAACUGCCUUUGGACUACAGGUACGACAGGUGCCCGAUCUGUCAAAAGUGUACAAGAAAUGUUGGCAUGACAUUUCCCAGGUGUCAUUAAAGUUUCAUCAACAGGCAGUGGGGAAAUGAUUGACAUGUGUUCAUCCAGCGUUCCACAAGAUGGCUAGCAUGGGGAUCCCCAGCCCAAAGGAACAAAUAGCCUGCCAGCUCCUGCUGAAGCAGCCGGAGUGCAGACACAGCUCCUGGCUACGUAAACAGAGCUUCAGAAAUAAGGUGCAACUUUUCCGAUGGCCCCAGGUGUUUGUUGUGCUGAGUGGGGGCUGUCUGUACUACUACCGGAAUGAGACGGCCAAGACCCCGGCAGGAUCCUUCUCCUUAUAUGGGUACAAUAGUGUUGUAAGGGCGUCAGAUAUCCCACCCUCCGAAGCGCCAUGGGCCCUCAGGGUGAUCCAUACACACCAGGAGUACAAAACUUACCUCUUCUCUGCCUCCUCUGAGAUCGAAAUGAAGGACUGGAUGAAGAAGAUAAAGAAGGAAAUGAAGAUGGCCAACAACCAGAACAUUCGCUCAGCCGCAGAUGGACAGGACGAUGACAACAGCUCGGAGACCUACCAGGAUAUCGAGACAAAGAUAUACGAAGAUCCACACUCGUUUGUGAUCCCUACAAACUAUAGUAAUCGGAAGAAGGAUGAUUUUACUGAUGAUGAUGAUCUCUACCGACUACGAGAACCAGCAGCGCCCCCUGUACCCCCGAGAGAGGGAGCCAGGACAAAGAAGGCAGAAAUGCACACUACAAAAACAGUACAGGAUUUAUCUAAAGAAUUGCAUUCAAAGUUGGAUCUAACUAAAAUGCGGUCAAGAGGAGGGUAUAUAAAGGGCACAGCAGGAGAGACAAAAAGACCAAAGAGGGGAAGCCCAGAAGGAGCCAGUAUUAAACAAAAGACUACCGAAGUGGCACAUGGAGCAAUAGAAGAUGAGGAAGAGGAAGAAUACACCCCGGAGAAGUAUUGGUCAGCUAUCCACUUCGUGGGCACAGAAAAAGAAAAAGCUAGCGAUAUCAUCCGACAAUUAGGUGAAGAUGGAGUAUAUUUAAUCCGGGAUGGAGCUGAAGGAGGUAAAGUCUUGGUUGUUUUUGCGGGUGAUAUUCCAAGAAAAUUCAAGAUAGAAUACCAGAGCAGCUACUACUUUCUAAACAGCAAGAAAGACGUGUACUUUCAGACUUUAGAGGAACUUAUGCGCCACUACUAUGAUGAAAACUUACCUGGCUACAAGGUUACCUUAUCAACUCCAUUCCAGCUCCAUCCAAAGUUUAAACCACACAUGAUGUAGCCUGCUGUCCGUCAAGGUACACUCAAAGUUGAUUUGUUUUAAACGCAGAGGAUUCUUUUGAGGAGAGUGAUUGUUUGGAAAUACUCACAAGUGUGAUUCUCAAAUGGAAGACUCCUUUGCUGGAAGAUCAGUCUGGCAUCUGUGCUGGAAAGUAAAUUCAUUCGAAGACAGAUGAUUUCCAGGGGACAUGACUCUCUUGCCAGUUUUGUCUCAUGAAUUAAUUCUCUUUCAUUGCUGAGCAAAACAAGAAAACUGUUAAUUUAUAUUGUUUGAGCAAACCCAGCACAAAGACACCCUUUUCUUCCACCUGAAGUGUGUUUAGAGUUGUCUGCCCUUGUUUGUGGUUUCAAGGGUCGCCUCAUCAGGAUUGACAAUGGAAAGGCUUCCAGACCAACAGGGCGUAUAACGUAGAUAUAUCAAGAUGACUUCCCUGUUUUGUACAACAUUGUAUAUGCCCAAAGCUGCGUAAUCCAGUUGUGGAUAGAAUUCCAUUGUUGAUAGAUACGGUUGGUGAUUUAGAACCAUCAUGGUCUCAACAUAGACAUAUUAUUUGCAAAGAUUUACAUUUUGGUUUUAUAUUUUAGUUUCAUAUUUGCGUUACUUUUGUAUCUUUUAGCAGAGUCAGUAUGCAUGUUGGUAAUCAUCAAUGGCAACUUGCCUUGUCUGAGCUAGACAUCAUGUACAAGGAGUGACUAGUUUAUCGUUACAAUAUUGGUAUAAAAAACAAACUGCAAAAACUAAUAUGAACAGUUUUUUGGUACUUUCUAAAUUAACCGGUUAAAAUAAUAUUUUGUAAACUGAUGUUUCCAGCAUAAUAAUGUACCAGGAGCAGUGUUGUUUGUGAAUUUUCAUAUACAUUAUGUGUUUCACAACUAUUACUAAUCAUCCUAUAUUCAGAAAUCCUAAAUUAGAAAACCUAUUUUAUAAACAAAAUACAAAUGGUGAGGCAGAUACAUAUUUUGGUGACAUUUAUCUAAAUCAUUGGAGUCAUUUAGGCUCUGAACACUGUAUUAUUGCCUCCUUUAUGUAGGAAAACUAAUCUUGUUAUUGCUACAUGAGAUGCAUCAGAGCUUUGUGCCUGUGAUAUUACCUGUGAAUGUAUCAGAGACGUAUCGUGGUGAGUGUUCUUCAUAUUGCUGCCGUGUAAGUUUCAUAAACACCAGGUCUCUUGACAGUAUAUGUGUCAAGAUCUGCGGAGGUUCCUUCAGGUCAUCCUAGUGGUGCAGCAAUGUGGCAGUACAGCUCAUGCUACAGUACAUCAGUUUACAACCCCUGUAUUGUGCUACAUCCUGUACAUUACAUGACAGGUAAUGCUGAUGACAAUACCAGAUUAAGCUCAGAGACUGUUGAACAUGUUCAAGGACCAGCUUGUCCCCCGCCGUGAUGUUGCUGGAAUAUUGCUAAAAGCAGCGUAAAACCAAAGUCAGUCAGUCAGUCAGUCAGUCAAGGACCAGCUUAUGCAGAUUCUCUAGUGUUUCCAGUUAAUAUGGAAUUUUUGUUAUUUUUUGUGUUAAGAAUUUUGAUAUCUGAUAUCUGUCUUUGCUCUUGCAGUCUUACAUUUCUUAAACGUUUAGUAAAGAUAGUAAAGAGGUCCCAAAACAUGAUCUUAUAUUGCAUGUGCCCAGUGGAAGAAGGGUGACACACAGCAAGUAACUCUGGACCUUAUUGUUGUAUGAAUGCCCAGCUGUCAGUUGUGUGAUACACUAUGUGUACUGAUACAGUGACAAUCAGGAUCUCUAUGAUGUUGAAUCAUCUGUGCUGCAAAUCAAAUCAUAUGUCCAGUCCUAUGUUAAACAGUGUUUGCGUUAAAUAGCUUUCACAAGUUCUGUUUGGCAACUGGUAUGUCUACAGUACCGGUAUAUAUCCACACAGGACAUCUCAUGUUUCUGGAUGGCGAUUAAACGUUGUAUUUAAUGAGCCCUUAUGGAGAGUAAUCACAUGUCCACACAGCAACGAGUCGUAAUAAGGUAACUGUUUGGACAUGUCCUAGGCAAUCAGAGUGUCUUGUACUGAGGAAAGUCUCCAUGCUGCUAAGGUCACCAAGCACAAGGAUGGAAACUGAUCCUGAUCUGAUCUCAGAAUAAAGAUUAUCCAGAUAAGUUUGCCCAAAUCCCUAAUGGCUAUAUCUGGCCAGAUCUAUGAGGUGAUGCCAUGUCAUUUUGUAAAUGCUGAAAACAGCGUCUACCUGAUCUUCACAUUCGCAUAAUUGUCCAAAGGUGAUUCCUGUGGCUACCGUUUUUAUCUGUUGCCUUAUUUUGCUGAUAAAAGCUUGACAUUAUUGUUAUAAAUAUUGAUACAUGUAUACAACUGAAUGGUGCAACAUCAUGGUCAGUAGUCAGUGGUUGUUUCAGUGUAACCCUUGUUAUAUGCCAAACAGUGAUUAACAUUGUAUAUUUACCGGCUGCUUGAAGAAAUACUUACUAGUGGUUGAUCCAGAGCUUUUGUUUUCUUGUUUUACAGAAUGUGUUGGUCAGUGAUAUACUAGUGGAGGCGAAGAACUAUUAUGUCAGGCAUAGAAAGAAUUGUGCAAGAAAAAUGAAAACUUUCAAUAAGAGAUGCCAUUCCAUGAAACAAGGAAACUUUUGCGCUUGCCUCCUGCCUUACCUUAUGACUUGUGAAUGAAAUGUUGUAUAGAAGAAUAUGAAAUGCACUCUCGGAACUGUUCAACACUUGCUACCUAGUAAAUGUUUGUCAUAACUUCAGAAGGCUUCAUAGAUGAAAUUCUUUCAUUAUGAAAAUGGUAGAAUUAUUUCUUGUGCAGUCACAAGUUCAAAAUGUGUUAAAAUGUUUAGUUGAGACAACAAGACUGAAAGAACAUUCAGUCCAUCAAGAUGAGAAACACAAUUUAUUUUCUAGUAGGUCUUGAUUAUUUUUCAAAUCUUCAGACAUGCUAAUAAACUAUAAGCCUUUUUUUUCCAAAGAUGUGUUUGUCACUAUAGAUGAAAGAUUCAUUUAUGACAAGGAGAGCUGCACCCAGAAAGAAUGUACAUGGGAAUUGUAUGGAUGUGUUUGCAAGUUCUAUUUCCUGCUACUUACUGCUAGUCAAACUAUUUGCCUUAUAAAGUACACUGCAUUUUGAAGCUAUCGUAUACAAAAGUAGUUACCCUGUGCCUAUGGUCAGUAUAGACUGAAUGUGCAUCACGUGUUGUAAUUAUGUCACCAGCAGGAAGUCCACCAACACAGAGGCCAUUACUGGUGUUUUACUGUGAUACUGUGUAAGAUUAUGGCACUGUGGAUAUUGUACACUAAGCUUCUAGUUUAAUCCAUACCAAUAGUCAGAUUGUUUUGUUCAUUCUUUACUUCAAGUGGAUUACUCCCCCUUGGUCUAUCAGCGCUAUAUCCUGGCUGAUGGAAUGUUACCAUAGUGAUAAAUGUCUGUAUCGCACCGCAUGUCAUUGUUGAGAUCCGAUUGGUUCAUGUGAUCUUGUUGAAAUAUCUCACCUGGGAGGGAAAUAAAUGUCGGGUUUGUAGAAUAUAUCUGUUAUACCCUGUGACAAAGAAAUCAGGCAUGCUUAUUCAGCACUUCCAGUUUUUGAGCUUGGUGUCUUCUGUUUAUAUGUCCAGGUGAUGAGUGGAUGUAUUGUCAUGUAUUGUCAAGAGUUAGUUAUUGUCCAAGUUAGAUCAUCAAAUCCUGAAGCAUGCUUUGCUAUGUUAUUGAUGAUACAUCCAAUAGCAAAUAUUUUGGGGGGGCUUUUCAUUUUGAGUACAAAGUUAGUUUCCGACAUUUUUGCAGCGUCAAUAAUGAAAGUACACCCUAGGUAGGAAUUUUAUAGCUAUUACUGAAUGAUAUAUGUCUUGAAACUAUUACUUAUGCUGACAAA
Messenger RNA from Haliotis rubra (blacklip abalone), 5361 nucleotides. Its product is annotated as SH3 domain-binding protein 2-like. The coding region runs from base 371 to 1540 and encodes 389 amino acids. Gene Ontology annotation, biological process: signal transduction. Lineage: Eukaryota; Metazoa; Mollusca; Gastropoda; Lepetellida; Haliotidae. The transcript is spliced from 16 exons. Gene Ontology annotation, molecular function: SH3 domain binding. The record is from RefSeq and is a predicted model, not a curated record.